AUGCAGCUCUGGGCGUCCAUUCUCGCCGCAAUGCUCGCGACGUCGGCCGUUGCAGAUGAAGCCGCGCACCUGAAAGUUGUCCGCCAUCACCACCGACUUCACCACGAAGACGCCGACAAGAGCCACGACGUGCACGAGCGCGCGGUGAACCAGGAGGCGCUCACGAAGAAGCAGGACCUGUUCUACCGCAUGGCCCACAUGAAGUCGACGCCGUGGGACUCGAAGCCGGAGGAACGCAAAGCCAAGUGCAGCGACAUGUGCCACCUGCAGAGCUUCUGGGGCUUCCAGAAGGGCCGCAACUGCGGCAAGCAGCACGAGAGUCUCUGCUCUUUGUACACAUCGGGUCUCGCGUCGAUGGAGUUUGUGCUCACGGUGGCCGAGUGCUCGUGCAACGGAACGGAUGGCAGUUCAUGA
Messenger RNA from Hyaloperonospora brassicae, 414 nucleotides. NCBI's taxonomy places the organism in Eukaryota, Oomycota, Peronosporomycetes, Peronosporales, Peronosporaceae. The record is from the annotation of a GenBank genome assembly.